UGACGUCACAGCGUUUAGCAACCGGCGCGCUGUACCGACGGAGCGGCGUGUGUAACUCGCACCGACACAGAAAACACACUUUGUGAAACAUCAUGGCCUCGGAUGACAUCUCACAGCUGGCUGAUGCGCUUUCCAAGACCCACGUCGGGGAUGGAGAGCUGAGCUAUAAAGGCAGAGGACUGAAGCUGGACGACGCAGGGUCAGUGGAGGAGCUGGUCCGUGAGAUUGAGCAGUGCCAGGGGCUGAGGGCCUUGUGCUUGGAGGGGAACACAGUCGGAGUGGAGGCGGCACAGGCCAUCGCCAAAGCCCUGGAGAGCAAAGAUCAGCUGCAGAGAUGCCUGUGGAGUGAUAUGUUCACUGGACGGCUGCGCUCUGAAAUCCCGACGGCCCUGAGGUGCCUGAACAGUGCAGUGAUGAGAGCAGGGGCCAGGCUGACAGAGCUGGACCUCAGCGACAACGCCUUUGGGCCGGACGGCGUGAAGGGCAUCGAGCAGCUGCUGAGGAGCCCGUCCUGCCACUCGCUGAGGGAGCUGAGGCUCAACAACUGUGGCAUGGGCAUCGGAGGGGGCAAGAUCCUGGCUGAAGCUCUGAUCGAGUGCCAUAAGGAGUCAUCGGCUCUCGGCACUCCACUCAGACUGAGAGUGUUCAUCGCAGGGAGGAACCGCCUGGAGAACGAAGGAGCUGUCGCACUCGCCCAGGCCUUUCAGCUGAUGGGCAGCCUGGAGGAAGUCCACAUGCCCCAGAACGGCAUCAACCACGCCGGCAUAACGGCGCUGGCCUCUGCCAUGCGGCACAACCCGGAGCUCCGGGUCCUCAACCUCAACGACAACACUUUCACCAAGAGGGGGGCGCUGGCCAUGGCGCAGGCUCUGAGCCACCUGAGGAACGUCCAGACCAUCAACUUUGGCGACUGUCUGGUCCGCUCCGAGGGAGCCGUUGCCUUUGCCGCCAUUCUGAGGGAGGGACUCCCGAUUCUCAAGGAGCUGAAUCUGUCGUUUGGAGAGAUCACCGAGGCUGCGGCUCUGGUGGUGGCUCAGGCUGUCAUGGACAAACCUCACAUGGAGAAAGUGGAUCUGAAUGGAAACUGUCUUGGAGAGGACGGCUGUGAGGCUUUGAGGGAAGCCAUGGAGAACAUGGACAAAGGAGACAUGCUGGCAUCACUCAGUGAUGAUGAGGGAGAACCUGAUGAGGAUGAGGAUGAGGAUGAAGAUGAGGAUGAGGAGGAUGAAGAAGAGGAUACAAAUGGCUACAGCAAUGGAGUGGAAGAAAACGAAGAGGACGGCAAAGUUGUGAGGGAAAAUGGAGUUUCAAGUAAAGACAGCAGCCCUGCAAAACCUCAGAGCCCACCAGAAGUCGUGUCUUUCCUCCGCUGCCCGUCUGCUGAGAAACUUCUGCAGCUGGGAGAGAAGAGGAGCAGCCUGGGGCAGCAGGUUGAUGUGUCCGACCCAGACGAGGCGGCUGAUCUCCUCCUGAAGAUCUGCUCUGUGUACAGCGAGGAGCCCGAGACCAAGAGAGCCGUUCUGGAGGCCGUCGACUCCAUGUUGAAGAAGCUCCUCUCCGGCUCGGCCCUGCAGUCCUGCUGCUUCCUGUCCGCCCUGCUGGUCAUGAUGGGACUCCUCAAGGGAGAAGGGAAGUCGAGGAAGGUGCCGCUGGUCCCAGGUCAGCUGCUGUGUCUGGAGCACGCCGUCCAGCAGGACUACUUCCCCCUGCAGGACGCCUCGCUGCUGCACACCUGCCUCUCCAGGAGCCCUGAGGCUCUGAAGUCGUGCAGCAGCGCCAGAGAGAGGCUGAGUGCCGCCCUGGAGAAGAGGUGUGGAGCCAAAUACUGACUCCUGUUUACCACCACUGCCUCGACACACACACACACACACACACACACACACCUACUGCACUGACACACAUCAGCCGUUUUCUUGCCAAUGAAACCGACGUGGAAACUUGACAUUUGAAUAAGGGACAAGUACAAAACCUGAUCUCCAGUCAUGAAUUGUUUUAUUUUAUGAAGGCGUGUUAAUGACUGUUCAGAAUCUCUUCCCUCUAAUUUUUAUUUUUCUACUUAAGCUUUCAGUUUCUAUUUUUUUACACAAAAUGGAAAAAGUCAUCUAAAAAAAAAAAGUCUUGAAAAUACAGAACUACACUGUAUAACCUGUGGCUUAUUGAAAUUGAUCACAUAACUGCUUGGAGGGUACCUUUAACAUUAGAUCAUGCCAGUACAGGGUGUUUUGCAGCAUAUUGUUUGCAGUAAGGAAAGCAUUUAGUUAGUAGCCUAAUUGUUUUACUUUAUUUUGAAAAGCUGUGCACUUAAUUUUAGACAAGGUUCCUGCACAGGUCUGGAAAAAGAGUCGCUCGUUUCCACAUUUUGAUGAGGUUGGAGACGGAAAAUAUAAGUUUGGAAAAAUAUCCACACACAGAACACAGCCUCUGUGGUUUCAGACCUGUGCCGUCUCAUGUAUUCUGAUUUUUCUUGCAGUAAAGAAUAUAAAGCAUGUGUAACGAUGCGGCUGUUGAAACUGUGCAGGGACCCUGUUAAAAGCCUCUCACUUAAUUUUUCUGUCUCGUGUUUUGGCCUCAACUGAUAGGAUGCAUUCCAGAUUGCUGCUUUUUGGGGUAGUCUACUUUCUUUUUUAAUUCUGUUUGACACAAGAUUCAAUACUUUAUUGCCAUAUCAACAUAAUUGAUUAGAAUUUGUCUUAGGGAAAAAACAAAAACAGUACAACGACACACUUGUACAGCACAUAACACAUUAAACAAGAAUAUAACAGACAGGUGAAAUCCAAUUUCUAUAUCAAAUAAUAUAAAAAAAAAUCUACAGAAAGGGAAAGAGGACACAUUUUGAGGACGGUCCGUCCAAUCACAGUCAGCCCCGUCCCGGUGUGCCUGCGGGGUUCAGCCGGGUCAGACUGCCGUGUGCAUCAGACUGUGAGCAGGAAUGGGCUGCAUGCAUGAGCAUUUCCCCCGUAUGGACCUGAAUGUACAGUGUGUGUGUGUGUGUGUGUGCGUGUGUGCGCGUGUGCGCGUGUGCGUGUUCAUAACACUGCAGAGCUCAGGGGACCGCAGUCACUUAUUUUAACAAAUGUGUAUAUUUUUGUACGCAGCUGAACGGAGAAACAAUCCACAAUCGACAAUUUUUUUUUUACUUUAUGGGAAAGUCGUGCUCAUCGUGGCACUUUGUGUUGCACACACACACUCAGACAUCAUCUCUGCUCUCUGCUGUGCAGUGUGAUACCUCAUGUACUGUGUUGAUGUGUUCUUAAUAUGACAGAGCAUUUAGGGAAUAUAUUAAUUUAGGAUGGAAUUUCGUUCUUAAUGUAUUUGGACUGAUAAAUGUUAGUGUACACUGUCAAGAUGUUGAUGUUUUCUUGCCUUCUUUUGUCACUGAUUUGUACGCACUGUUCUGUGGAUAAAACAUGAUGCUUAUCCAA
Myripristis murdjan (pinecone soldierfish) is the source of this 3422-nucleotide messenger RNA. RefSeq names its product Ran GTPase activating protein 1b (gene rangap1b). The coding region runs from base 93 to 1829 and encodes 578 amino acids. Gene Ontology annotation, biological process: nucleocytoplasmic transport; activation of GTPase activity; signal transduction. Gene Ontology annotation, cellular component: perinuclear region of cytoplasm; nucleus; cytosol. Gene Ontology annotation, molecular function: small GTPase binding; GTPase activator activity. NCBI's taxonomy places the organism in Eukaryota, Metazoa, Chordata, Actinopteri, Holocentriformes, Holocentridae. The transcript has 16 exons. The record is from RefSeq and is a predicted model, not a curated record.